UCGACGUCUCGAACUCAUGAGCGCGCGCAGCGACAGCGGCCAUAGCCGCAACAGCAGCACGGCCAGCAGCGGUCUAGCGCCGCCACCUCCAGGCAGCGCCCCCAUGCCGCCCAACCCCAGCGCAGGUCGCUUUUCGCUGCUCGACCAGGUCUCCCCCGAAGUGACGCAGAGCAACCCGUUGCACCAAUUGCUGCAGCACCAGCACCAGCUCCCUGCGCCUCCUUCUCAGCCAAUGAGCAGUCCGAACCAGUUCCUACAGCAGUUCCUGGCCUCGUCCUCCAGCUCCAUGCCUAUGACUAUCAACCAUAUGCGUCCCAUGCCUCCUAUGAGCGCCCCGAACUCGCUUUUACCCCACUUCCAGCCGAAUCUGCCAGUCCAUGGAGCCUUCCCGCCUCCCAGAUCGGCUCCUUUGCCUCCUGCCUUCUCCCAGUUCCAACCUGUACCUAGUCUCUCUUCCACCGGUGGAGGGGUACACCCUGCUGGUCCACGCAGUGCCACAACUGUCUCAAUGGACGGCAGUCGCAGUAACGGAGCUGGCGGGUCCGCCUCCAGCUCACUAACAGGAUCCCCCAGACGUGCAGGUACCGCAGGAUUCGGAGCUGCUGACGCACCCACGUCACCUCCAGGCGUUAGACUCAGUGGAGAGAACAUAGAGUACCAGCCACGUGGAGAUAACGGUGACAGCAGAUCGCUGGAAGUCAUGCCGAUCACGCUCUACAACUCUGAACGCAUCUCUCAAUUGGGCAACUUGAUCUCAGUGAACGAGCACUUUAUUUCGUACCCGAUCAGGAACGGCUUGAUCCGUGUGAUCAGCCAAAGCUCAGUGGACAGACUUUUGCUUCGGAAGCACGAGCAUCACGCAGUCACGGAGCUGGCUUUUUUCAGUAGCAAGUCGGAUUUAUUGCUAAGCUCCGGAACGGACCACCAUAUCGCCAUUUGGGCCAUUCAGAAUGAUCCCAUGAGUCGCGAAUUGAUCAAAUUGGUGCCUACACAGGCGCAGCGUGUCAAGUGGCAUCCGUCGGACUCGAACAAGAUCGCUAUUGCUAAUGGCAGCGUGGUGCUGAUUGCUGACCUGUCGGGGGUGGACGCUGACGGCUCGGGCGCUGACAACUUGUACGACAUCAGUGUGGUGUGCGGCCAGACGUCUGGUCAGAUCAAUGACAUGGCGUUCUCGCUUGGUAACGGCGAGUGUGUCGUCACGGCGGGCAGUGAUGGCUUCGUGCAAGUGUAUCGCGUGCAGGACCGACUUCCUGGUCAGCCAGCUGAGUUUAUCCAGCGCUUCGAGCCGUUCAAUGGUGAAGCUGUCAACAGUCUCCACUUCUAUGGUGGCAACUUCCUGAAUCAGCCUGGACUUUUGAUCGGCGGUGAAGCCAAUACCCAGCUAUCGCUGUGGAAUGCGGCGCUGACGGAGAAUACACCUCCCGUGUGCUACCAGACAGUGACGCUGCGUGAUGAAACCCUGACAGACUCGUCGCUGAUCCACGAGACGAUACUGGACCCGACGACGCAGUUUUUGUUCGUGGCUGACCGCAGUAAGCCGUUGGUCUACGCCUUCCACCUGGCUCCCAGCUCGGACGCCCGCACACCACGUCGAUUCGACAACGUAACCGACUUCGCGCUAGCUUAUCCAGUGCUCAGCAUGGGGUUACUGAACCGUACGAGUCAAAGCCAACCAGCACGUGACGGCAGUGGUGUGUCCUCACCACUGGGUGGACUGAACUUCACUAUGCAGCUUUACUGUCUCCAGACACAAGCCAUUCAGCGGUAUCACGUGGGUGCCAAAGAAUGUUACAUCCCUGGAGCGCGUGCCUCGAUCGAGGACGAAGUGGAAGCUAGCGAGAACGUUGGACAGACUGUCGGUGCUGUGACGACUGAAGGAGAAUACCAGACCACAGCCGAGUCUCCACGUGCUGCGCCUGCAAUUCCUGCUCCCGAGACAGAAAUUGAUGCUCAGGCCCCUGAAGACGACGACGAAGAAGAAAACAGCAGUACUGACCAACAUGCUCCUCUUCGCACAGGUCCCAAUGGACUACCUCGGGCUCCGUCGUCGCCUGGUGGUCGGAGCACUCGAAGCACUCGUAGCACUGGCGCUCGCUCGCUGCAUCUCGCCACCAGUGACGAUGCCGUCUCGAUUUCCGCGUCUUCGCUAGCUGGUGACGAUGGGAUGCUGCCUAACUUGCGCUUUUACAACCGCUCGUCGCCGUCUUCCUCCGUUCGUGCAUUCCAGGACGAAUCUUCUGUGCAGUACGACCCGUCUAUUGAUGACACAGCGAGCGAGACGCAGCAGCAGACACUUCUAGCUUCGCUUCGUCGUAUGGAGGCGGCACAGCUGCAGCGCGAUGAGGAGCUCCGUGAACAGAUGCGAGUAGUUAUGGGCACUAUGGGCAACCACCUGACAGCGCAAGUGUCGACUCAAGUGGAGAAGUCUAUUCAGAAGCAGCUGCAGUCCGUGCUGGUGCCUGCGAUGGGUCGCAUUGUCUUGCACACGAUGGAGAACAACUUUAUGAAGCCUGUGCAGAACGGAUUCCAGCAUGUGAUCAGCGAGAAACUGAUCCCGUUGAUGGAGCAGAAGCUGGAUGACUCUCUGGCAACGACGCUACCUGAUCAGCUGGCUAACGGCGUCGAUGAUAUGGUACAGCGUGUCGUGGAAGAUGUUCGUCAGCCGGUGCGUGAGUCGUUCCGCGAGUGUUUCCAGGACAUUUUGAUCCCGUCGUUCCAGGCUGCCACGCAGAAGAUGUUCGAGCAGAUCAACGACACGUUCGUGCAGGGCACACGCAGCGCAUUUGAAAGCAGUGGCCAAAACACCAGCAACGCGAAGGUGGCAAGUCAACUGGAGCAGCUGACGAAGGUGGUGGAAAGCUUGUCCCAGCAGGUGGAACAACUGAGCUCUGCUGUUAAUGCUGGAGCUGUGGAUGGCGCAAUCGCCCCUACUGCCCAGUCGGCUGAGGAGCUUCAGCUGGAGGCUCAGAAGAACACUGUACUGGACUGUCUGUCACAAAAUGACUGGGAGGAGGCGUUCAAGUUUGCACUCGGUGCCCAGAACGUGAACCUCGUGGCGUUCACGUGCCAGCAAUGCGACCCUCGUCUUGUUCUCAGCAGCCGUCCGCCCAAGCUCUCGCAGAUGCUGAUCUUGUGUCUGGUUCAGCAACUGGGUGCCGACCUCGUGGAUGACUUAGAGACGAAGCUGAACUGGCUGCGUGAGUCGCUCCUAGUGAUGGACGUGCGUGAUCAAACGAUCGCAGGAUUUGUGACGAGUGUUCUUCAGGAGUUGCAGACAGGUCUCAACAGCGUACCUGCGGAGUUCCGUGAUUCGCAGUAUACACUGCUGCACCAUGUACUCAACUCGAUGCUCAAUUCGGCGUAA
Phytophthora infestans T30-4 is the source of this 3364-nucleotide messenger RNA. RefSeq names its product enhancer of mRNA-decapping protein, putative. Gene Ontology annotation, biological process: deadenylation-independent decapping of nuclear-transcribed mRNA. Gene Ontology annotation, molecular function: protein binding. The transcript has 2 exons. Bases 17 to 3364 code for a protein of 1115 amino acids. Lineage: Eukaryota; Oomycota; Peronosporomycetes; Peronosporales; Peronosporaceae. Gene Ontology annotation, cellular component: P-body. The record is from RefSeq and is a predicted model, not a curated record.